Molecule: messenger RNA, 2251 nt
Organism: Pollicipes pollicipes
Lineage: Eukaryota; Metazoa; Arthropoda; Thecostraca; Pollicipedomorpha; Pollicipedidae
Product: transcription initiation factor TFIID subunit 7
Exons: 9
Coding region: 13-1095 (360 amino acids)
Biological process (GO): transcription initiation at RNA polymerase II promoter; RNA polymerase II preinitiation complex assembly
Cellular component (GO): transcription factor TFIID complex
Molecular function (GO): RNA polymerase II general transcription initiation factor activity
Source: RefSeq, a predicted model, not a curated record
ACAGCUUCCAGGAUGAAUAAGAGCAACCGUCCACCCGGGUCCGAGCCUCCAGUGGAGCUAGAGAAUCAGUUUGUUCUCCGCCUCCCACCAGUGCCGGCCCAGAGCCUGCGACACGCCAUCCGCGAGGGCAUGUCCAACAUCAAGGACCGCCUGUUCAUCAGCAUGGAGUCGGACAUGCGGCGCGGCACGGUGCGCUUCGACAACUGGUACCUGCCGGCCAAGAUUGUCGAUGUGCCAACCAUGACAGAAUCAUAUAAAACUAUCGACGGCAAAAACUUCUACAAAACGGCAGAUAUCUGUCAGAUGAUGUUUUGCAAGGAGGACGACGACGCCUCCGACGAGGAAUCGCCCAACAAGAAGCGCCGGGACCCGAGUAAGGUGGAGAAGAAGUACCUGUACCCCCACGGCCUGACGCCGCCCUUGAAGAACGUCCGCAAGCGACGCUUCCGACGCACGCUGAAGAAAAAGUUCGUGGAGGUGCCCGAGAUCGAGAAGGAGGUGAAGCGUCUGCUGCGCAUGGACAACGAGGCGGUGCACGUGCGCCACGAGGUGGUGGACGAAGAGAAGAAGAAGGACGAGGCGGGCGGCUCGACCCUUGCCACCAUCAAGGAGGAGCUCGGCGAGCAUGACAUAUUCGGGGAGGAGCUGAGCGACAGCGACGAGGAGGCCGACCGCAGCUUCAACCGGCUCGAUGACCCGGAGGACUCGGCCAUGUCCGAGUCCAAGUUCUCGGGCGGCGAGUCCACCAACAUGUCCAACACCAUGGACACCACGGCGGACCAGAACCAAGUGAAGACAGAGUUCGACAGCAGCAUGUUCCCGCACACGGCAUCGCCGGCCAAGUCCACGCCGUCGCCGUCGCUCUCCAUCAAACGCGAGUACUCCGACUCGCCAUCGGACGUGGAUGAGCAGCUGGAGCAGCUGCAGAGGCGCAUCUCGGACGUGCAGGCGCAGCGCGAGGCGCAGGAGGCCGAAAUGGCCGGCAUCGACAACCAGGCGCUGCGCCAGCGUUUCCGCGCCAUGGUCGAUGAUCUCGCCAACAUGGAGGCCGACUACCGGCGGCAGUACGAAGAGCUUCUCCGACAACGGAUAUAGAUGGCAGUUGGGCUUGCGCCGGGUGGCGCAGCACGACAGACACUGCCUUCCGUGCGCUGGCGCUGGCAGACCGGAGGGAAGCCAGACCUGGCAGCCGACCCGGUCUUCAAACGCCAUCGUCGACGCAUCUUCAUUCGAGCGCCUCGUGCCCCGUGGACGCCUGGGAGCUCCGGCUAUCCGCGUGCGUGUGCGUCGCUUGCGAUCGUUCCUCACUGGCGUUCGUGAAGAGCUGGGGGUUCUUCAGUGGUCCACUUGUGAGCCCCUGGCUUGUCAUAUGCUAUCGUGAACAUGACCCAUCCCUUUAUUCGCUCUCGCACAUAACGAAAGAGCAGUUGAGGUAUUACCAGUGCAGUGGUUUAUGUGGGGCGGUUGGACAGCUGCGUGCCGCUUUUCAGCGUCUGCCCCGUCACUGUCGGUCACUUCCAGUGCGUGGCUCUUGUCGGUUGGCAUGGCUCGGCUAGUCCAGUUCACCAGACAGGACAGCUCUGUGUAGGUCAGGGCCAGUUGGUGCCGUGGCAGUGAGGUGUGCUCAUGCGCCGGCGAUGUGUGUCAGGAAACAGGUGCGUGGUUUUCGCUGUACGCUGGGCACGCACAUGACGCACGCUCACAUGUCCUGCCCGCACUUGGUCGUGCUGCAUCUCCCAGCGGCCGGAUGGUGCGCACCUGAUCAGAAGAUGCGGUUCAGUGCGGCAAACCUCUUGCUGCCACGUAGACUGGAUGAUCAACGCAUCACGCAAGGAUUUGCGGCCACGUGGAUACCGGCGCAUUUAAAUCCUGUGCUGAUGCAAGGACCUAAGCGGCCAUGAUAACUGGGGUGACUGGAUUCGCUCUAUAGAAAGUGCCCUCGUCCAGGAGACAAGGUGCAUCGCUUUGUGCUGAAUGGUCGAUGACUGGGGCGGCUGGAUUCACUCAGCGCUGUGCCCCGUCCGGGAGACAGGGUGCGUCACAUUGCAUUCAAGCUAUUGUCCAUAUACACGUGUCCAUUGUCACAUCCAGGCUCGAUUCGGCCGCCCGUCCGUCUCUUCCUUCGGGUGCUGGGCUUCUGGAGUCGGUACGCAUGAGAGCCGCCGUUCACGCUGGCUAAGCGGCUCUGCGGUUCUCACGUAAAUGUGAUUAUGCCUCGUGAGCCACGGAGUGUGCCGGCUUCUGCACAAUA